Molecule: messenger RNA, 1004 nt
Organism: Suillus clintonianus
Lineage: Eukaryota; Fungi; Basidiomycota; Agaricomycetes; Boletales; Suillaceae
Exons: 1
Coding region: 363-944 (193 amino acids)
Source: RefSeq, a predicted model, not a curated record
UCAAAUCGCAGUUAUCACUAUCAUCCCCAAGAUUGUUGCGCAUCGAUAAUCUCAUCCGAGUCUCUCCCGGGUAUUAGUAUAACAACGCGAGAGCGAAUCCUCGGUCUCUGCAUUAAGUCCAGAUGUCUGAGUAAUAUUCACACCUCGAGACUCAAUCCAGAGAUCGCCGCCCACUUCUACGCAGACGUGCACGACCGUCCUUGCGCAGAUCACCAGUUCUUUAUUUCAACCAUGACUUUGGACGGACAGAUGUCCCUCUAACCCUGGCAGGCCUUGAUUCCGGGCUCACCAAAGAGGAGGUGUCCUCUUACGCUCAUGUGUCGCGCCCCACCUUUAAUCUUCUCGCACGUCUCCACUUUGCCAUGGAUCCGAGACAGGCUGAACAUGAGUCGACGAUCAUCGCCUUGGCUUAUGAGGUUCUCGACAUACUUGGCUUCCAAAAAGAUUGGCAGUACCUAGUGAGACCGCACGAUAUCCCAUUGCUGAUCUGCAAUGAUGUCGACAAAAUCGCAUUGUUAAGCGUAUGCGAAUUGGAUCGAUCAAAUCUCUUGCUUGUUCUGCUAAUGGUCAAGAUGUUGAUGGGCUCUUCAAACGUCGAAGCACGUAUGGUCGCAGGAGCCAUUGCGGGGUACCAGUACCAGUACAACAACAACAAGCGGCAAGAGAUGGGUUUGCGUCCGCUUGAUGCCAUGACUAUGCCUUGUAUCACCAUGGUUGGGACACGCCCCGCCUUCUAUCUGGUGCCCAUCACCGAACCGUUGAGUGAGGCGGUCAUUUCCGGUCAAUUUCCGUCAGAUAGGACUGAGGUGUUGAAGUGUGAGGUCGCAAGUGACCACGAUGGAGGCAUGGAGGCACCGGAAUACAGGCGCGUUGCUUUCCAGUAUUUUGUUGCAUUCCAAUCCCUUGCGCAAAGCCACUGGGAAAAGUUCCUUAAUUUUGAUUGAACCAAUGAAGCUACCACGUAUGAAUUGCCAUACGGUUUGAACUUAUGAGUCAUCUCGUGU